GUUCAUUCAGAUCCAGCCAAGAGAGAUGUUGGGCAUUGGCCUGAGGUGGCACAGUCCUAUAGCAGUCCUGGCUGCUCUUGGUGAGAGGCAAUUCUAGCAAUUUUGACAGGCUGUGACUGUUGUCCUGGUGACUGGUGUAGUUGCACUAUCAGCAUGUACAGAAGGCAGAGAAAGAGAUGCCUCAAUGUGUGGGUGUAGCUGUGCAUGCACGUGACAUGCCAGGAAGUCACUGGGAUACGUGCAGGAUAACCUGCUGUUGCCUGCCCUGCAUGGAAGAUGUAGUUUGUGUAACUCCAUCUGCAGUGUGUACCUGAUGCUCUGUGGCAGCAUGGUCUUGCUGGAGGAAGAAAUGUUAUUUGGAGUUUGGAAGGAGAAGAUUGUCCCCAUGCUUUCAUCCUCUCAGCAGCAAAUUCCGAUGUUCCUUGCUCAGCUUUGAAACCAAGAACCAGAGUUGUUUCCCAGCUGUGCAGAAGCUCUGGGCUGAUGGUAAUGUUCUGGGGAGGUGGGCAAGGAGGAUUCUAUGUGGAACUUCCCUCUUGCUGAGGUGACUCACCCUAGCAAGCAACUCUUGCCCAUUCCAUUGUGUGAUCUGCAGCCCAUCACAGCCGUGACUCAUGAGCCAUACAGCUGACCCUGCUGUCCCAGAUCACAUACAUCUGUUUUUUUCCUAGGAAACCAUCUGCAGAUUAAUUGAGCAAGGAAAAUUUCUGGAAGCUUGUAAUCAAAUUUAUAAUCUGGAUCAUUCUGGAAAUGAUGGUGUGGGAAAGUCUGAAUCACUUUAUGCACUGCUGGCUGAACGAAUGUGGACUGUAGUGGGAGAAGUGCUCAGUGGAAGUGAUAGGAUGCUCCUGGAGCCAUUGCAGUCAGUGGGGGAAUCACUGAAGUGGGAGAAGCAGAAGGAAGCAGAGUGGCUUGGCAACAGCCGAGAGAUGGAGUCUGUUUCCACCUGGAGUCCAAACUUCUGGAGAAAAGAUCUGGAGGAAAAACUAACGCAGUACAUGGCAGCCCAGAUUCCCCUGUUUAGUUCUUCUACUAACACAGAUGAGACUGCACUAAAACAGCACCUGAGUCAUCUGGAAACAACAUUUCUCCCCAGCCUGGAGCACAGGAGUGAUGUCUUCAAGGAAGCAGGGCUGCUCGUCACCUAUGCCCGCUGCUGUCAUGCCUGUUUGUGUUCUCACCUUGCCACACUUACUGACAGUAACUGUCUCAGCUUCAGCCAAUGUCUUUUAAUUUAUGAAUGGAGCAUUAAAAUGUACAAAAGUGGCAGCCAGGCGUGUGAGAGACCCGGGCACAUCCCCCAGCACAGCCUUUCCCUUGGUGCGCAGUGCCUCAUGUGGAUUAUUUUGAAGACUGAGGAAAAGUUACUUGCAAUCGCACUGAAGGAAGUAGGGAAAGCCCUGAAAGAAGCCUUUGAUAUUGGGAAACCCCCUUGUGCGGAUGCUGCAGUCAUUGAGAUACUAACAGAGAAGACAGAGACUGCCAGGCAAGUCAGUGAGAGCCUGAGCGAGAAGGUGGAAGCUGAGUGCCUGGAGGAGUGCCUGAGAUUCCUGGAGAGCUAUGAAGAUGAAGUAAGAAGCUUUCUCCAGCUUGAUGGCUGCCCGCAGAUCUGCACCAGCUUACGAGUCCUGGAGAAUUGCUGCCUUCUCAGAACUGUCUGGCAUAAGCUAACAUACAUUUGCAGUGUCAGCACUGGCCAGAAUGUUAAGGUAAAUGCAUUUCUAGACAGGAUGGAAGAUGAUAUUAUGGAGCAUUUUCUGCAGACCAUCACUUCUAAAGUCAAGGGAACACUGACGGACCACUUCAAAAAGUGUGACACUGGUUUUGACCACAUCCUUGAAUCCUUAAAGCAAAGCUUUUUGACCUUUGGGAAGAAAAAACCAGAUAUGUAUGAGGCCCUCGUCAAGGCUGUCAAUGCCAUCAUUAUUACAGAAUACAUGCAGGCCCUCCUGACCACUCCCAGGAAACCAUCUUCUAUGCAGAGGAGGAGGAUUGUCAACAAGAUAGAAGAAGAUCAUAGGAUGAUGCAAACCAUCUUUAAAGAGUGCUUAGGUCCUGCAGCUGGUUCUCUCAAGGAUCCCAUAAAAGCAAUUUUAGAACUUCUUCAAACUUCUGAUCCUGAGGGGAUGAAAAUAGCACUUCUGCCCAUUCUAAAAGAAUUUCCUGACCUCGGGAAGGAACACCUGAGUGCAGUGCUGGACAUCAAAGACUCACUCAGCCGAAAAGACAGAGCUGCUCUCUUGAAGGCAUUUCACGAUAAUUACAGGGAAUCGGAAACAGAAGCAAACUUGCUUUUUGCAGAUAUAGAAACAAAACCUAGAAAAUAUGGACUCUGUGGCUGCCUCUGCUGCUAGCAAUGGCCUGCUGGGAGAAACAUGAGGCCUUGGUCCGCUGUGCCAGAAUACGCAAUCACAGCUCCUUGAAAGCUUCACACACAGCUGGAUGCAUGCAGAAGCCCGUCAGCCAUGGAAGACAAUUCCUGCACAUUUGCAGGAAAACCAUGUGGCACAAAUCCUAUUCUUAUAUGUAAAUUCCAGGAGAAGGAUGAAUGGGAUAUGGCAGAAAGACAUUUCUUCAAAAUUUCUUAAAGAUUGCCACUCAGCUGAGUCCUAGUGGUUAUUCCCAGGUUGUGGCAUGGUGGCAAGUGUGGAGGAGGAAGAAGGUUUCCCCUCACCAAAUUCCUCUCUGUUUCCAUCCCUCGUUCCAUGAAAUCUCUAAUGAAACCAUGGACUGCUGCACCACAUGGUGUCCCAGCAUUGCAACCUCCUGAGGGAUCCAAGACCUCUGUUAGGGAAUCUUGCCUGGCGCAUUGUGCUGGAAAUUCCUGCAGGUCCGGGCACCUUGGUCUACCCCCCAAAGCCUGAUCUGCACAAGGAGGGUGCAGAGAUGCCUCUUCUCUCUCUCAUGAAGGCUGUGACCUGCUUUGUGGGCAGCCUGCCAUGGUGAGGUGUGGGAUGGGAAACUCCUCCUGUAUGAGUUUUACAGCUGGCUCUGGAGCAUAGUCUUGCAUUAAUUUUUAUACCUCAGUUUCUGGAAAUUUCCUCUUGGAGAGGGAGGGGAAAGCCUCAUGGGAAGCAGGCAGUAAAAGGAGCUGUUUGUCCCAGCCUCUGGGCAAGGUCUCUGCUAGUUUUCAGAUGUAAAUAGGCAGUUCCAAAGGGAAAACACUGACUUUUCUUCCUGGUUAUCUAUGGACUGGUCACAGUCCCUGAGCUGGGUGUAGUUCAAGGCCCUCCUUCACUGUUGUGUGAAUAUAGGCCAUGACUGCUCCUCUCUGACACCAUUAGCAAGCAAACAAACUCUACCUCAGAUGUGCCAGUGCUUUUCUGAGCAGCCAUUCUCCCUCAAGUCUGCUUCCCUAACAAGAAAAGGGAAAAUUUGUGCAUAAAAUGUCUAUGCGUGAUGUGUCAUACCCUGGGAAAUGCAGACCCAGCUGGGUGCUGCCACAUUCUGCAGUGCUGUGCCAUCACCCCAGGGAACAGGUGUCCCAUCCUAGAGCUCUGCAUGCAGACAGGGUUCUGUGAGCUGGACAGGAGCCAGGGCAGGUUUGUAAUUGUCAUUAGCUUUGCUCCUGGCGCAGUGCUGAGUGUGGGGUGAGUGUCAGAGGAGCAGGAAGAAACAGGUUGCUCCACCUCCAGGGAGUCCUCUGUGUACUUUCAGGGCACCAGGAGACCUUGGCACUGUUACACUUCGUCCUUCACAUCACUGAAGGGCAGUGAGAGGAGCCUGUGGCCUGCCUGCUCCUCCUGACUGCACAGCUGCUCCAAAAGCCAGCGCUGGUGUUCCUCACAUUUUAUAGCUAUCCAUUGUGGCUUCAGUGAGACCUUCCCUGGGAUGUGGGAAGGCUGGGGAAUCUGGGGGAGCUGCAGCCUGGCUGGGUGGGCAUGGGUUGGGAUGCAGAGCUGGAUGAGCACCUGCCUUCUGAAGGUUGCCAGCCCUGCCAGGCACUCUGGGCCAGUCACCCUCCCCUCCUGCCAAACUGCACAUUUCUUUAAGGGUGGGAAGGGAUGAGAGACCUGGAUGGCAGGCCCUAUUGUGACAGCAGGGUCAGCGUCAGCCUCUGCCAAUAGGGAUUUCAAGCAACAAGCCUUCCAGAGAAAAUAAAUAGAACCCUCUCUGACAUUUCGAUCACUGUCGGGCUAAAAAUAAUCCUUCCGCAUGCGGACAGCUCUGGCCACACACACGGCAGUGUCUGUGUGUGUCUGUGCCGUUUGACAUCCGCAGCCAGACAAGGGUGUGUUCUGCUUGGAAUCAGCAGCUGGGAGCCCCGAGGGAUGCCAGGCUUGCCAUUGCUGUGUGCGCAUCAAUGAGGUUUUGUAGCAGCAAGUUUCUGCACUCUGUGUGAAGCAUCCAGUCAUGGAGAGACCAAAUAAAGACUUGAGUUUGUCCAUGAA
Messenger RNA from Corvus hawaiiensis (hawaiian crow), 4391 nucleotides. RefSeq names its product exocyst complex component 3-like protein 2. The coding region runs from base 801 to 2354 and encodes 517 amino acids. Gene Ontology annotation, molecular function: SNARE binding. The record is from RefSeq and is a predicted model, not a curated record. The transcript has 15 exons. Gene Ontology annotation, biological process: exocytosis; exocyst localization. Gene Ontology annotation, cellular component: exocyst. NCBI's taxonomy places the organism in Eukaryota, Metazoa, Chordata, Aves, Passeriformes, Corvidae.